CUGGGUUUAUCAUCACUAGGGCAGGCAAUGGCAAUCAGAAGCAAAAUUCCAGAGGCAGGAAAAAACACAAGUAAAAGGUUUUGUGGGGAGAAGUUUUACAGCAUUAAGAACUGCUGAAGAAAAAAGUGAAGAGACARAGGAUUGUGGACAGAAUGGAGACAGAAGUGGAUGGGCCCGUGUCUCAGGUUUCCCAUUACAACCCGCUGUUUGACAUGUCAUUAAACAAGAAUGAUUUCUACAACUUUGAGCCUGAUGAUCUGAAACCAGAAAAACCCAGGAGAAACUGGUGCACUUACCUUUUCAUAGUGUAUAUUGUCUUACAGACAGCAUUUGAUGCCUUUUUUAUUUAUAAAGUUUUUGUCUUGGACUCUUCUCACCGUGACCCCACAUCUCAGAAGUUGCAAUUCAAUCACAUUUCUCUGGGUGACGAUGAUCUCCAGAUUCUUCUCCAGAACAACAGCUUGGAAACCAAGACAGUGAGAACUCACUUAUGGACUCUGCAGAGCCAGGUGACAAGCCUGUGUGGUAAGGAAGGACAACUGGAGAAGCUGAAGGCUGAAUUGAACCUGCUGAAUGCCACCAACCAGAUGCUGCAAAGUAAACUGAACUCUAUCAGUCUCCAAUCAGGACCGCCAGGUUCAAAUGGCCACCCUGGACUUCCAGGGCGACCAGGAGAGAAAGGCCUAAAAGGUGACAGUGGGGUUAUUGGCCCCCCAGGACCAAAAGGAGACACAGGGCUUAAAGGGGAUCUAGGAGUGCCAGGGGUUGGUGAAAAAGGAGAUCGUGGACCACCAGGCACACCUGGACUCAAUGGGCAAAAAGGAGACAGUGGGAGAGAUGGUUUACCGGGACCUCCAGGAGUCAGAGGACCUUCUGGUUUUAAUGGGACUGUGGGUCCCAAAGGAGAAAAGUGCACACCAGAAAAGCAGUUAACUGUGCGCCUUGUGCCUGGAAAAUACCGAGGACGAGUGGAAGUUCUGCACCAAAAUGUCUGGGGCACCAUUUGUGAUGACAAUUUCGAUCGUUUAGAUGGGACAGUGAUCUGUAAGAUGCUGGGCUUCCAAUCUGUUGUUAACACCUUUACUGCCUCUCCAGGUUCUGGUGAAGUCUGGUUGGAUGAAUUGCAAUGUGCAGGAACAGAGACUGAUAUCUUCGACUGUCCACACAAUGUCGUUGGGAUUCACAACUGCAAUCAUGAUGAGGAUGCUGGAGUGCAUUGUGUUUAGACUGAUGAUUUAAAAAAAUCUAUGUAUUGUAUUUCAAAUUUUAUCUUUUCAGCUUUAUCGUCUUUACUGUUCAGACUGCCUAAAGGCUCCCACAUGCUCGGGUGUACUGUGUGCGGUCCAUGAGCCGCGCGGACUCCACGCAUAUUGUCCGCAGAUGUUUGAGACUUCAUACUCAAGCGUACUGACCGCCUGACAAAUUCUUUAAUUUCUCGCAAUUUCAGUCAUGGCUUCAAGGACAAGGAUGAAAAGAUAAUUAGCAUUUUAGGUUUAAAACAACAAAAGAAAAGAACUUACCCCGGAUCUGAGCUAUUUCCUCCAAUAAAUUUGUUGCUCGCUGAAAGCCUUUUGAUUCCUUCAUUAAUGUAUCAUAAAGUUUCUAUGUUUUUCUAAUCUCCUCCAUCUUUUUAAAUUUUCACUACAUUUUGUCCACAAAUGACUCUGAUUGUCAACUUUCUCUGCUUGGUGUCGAAUCCAAAACAGUUUGACGUGAACUCGCCAGGUAGUUUUUUGUGCUGACACUGAUAACGUGGACGUAAAAAAAUUUUUUGUUUGAGUGCACCAGUCCGGCAGACGGCCACAUUGAUUCCGCCUCGAGUUCCUCGAGUGAAGUAUGCCCGAGUAUGUGGGGGGCCUUAACUCUAGAUAGAUCCUGUUUCUCCUGCUGAGCUUUGGAGUUCUCUGUGAAGGUCUGCGUUGGUUUUUUUGGCACUAAACUGCCAGCAGCAGGUCCUUUCAUACUGUGGAUUCCAAAUCAUGUGUUGGCACUCAAGUCGAGUUUGUAAAACAUCAGGUCUAGGGCCRGCAAAUAAUUUACAGAAAUUAAAAAACUACAAAUGACUGCAAGCAUUAUAUUUUCCAUAGAUGGUUUUAGGAAGUUAGGCUGAUGUAGUUUUAAAUCAAUAAAAAUAUUCUGAUGAUUAUUGUCA
This is a messenger RNA of Austrofundulus limnaeus, 2152 nucleotides long. It is a transcript of the gene marco, whose product is annotated as macrophage receptor with collagenous structure. Gene Ontology annotation, cellular component: membrane. The record is from RefSeq and is a predicted model, not a curated record. Lineage: Eukaryota; Metazoa; Chordata; Actinopteri; Cyprinodontiformes; Rivulidae.